AUGGAACCAUUGACCCAACCCGUGACGGCAGCCCAGCGAGCCCUUGGGCUUAGCGAAAUCCUUCGCAUAAUAUUCGACCAAAAUACUCCCACAGAAAGUGAAACGAUCUCCCAUCAUUCGGACUUGCUGAGAUGGGCACUCGUGAAUAGCCGCUGGUAUAGCGAGGCUAUUCCCCUCCUCUGGGCUUGCCCAUGCAUUCCCCUCGAUGAAAUCAUGGCAAAGCCCUCACCCGAGCGUCGUCAAUACUAUGCCAACUACGUGACUCAUGCAAUGGUAGUCUACCACUCUCAGUCUCAGAAGGACGCCUUUGCGGAAAAUGGUCUACUCGACGGGCUUGUGUUUCCUAAAUUGACCAGGAUAUUUGCGGAUAUCUACGCACCGAGUGCUCGAGAAUUCCAUGAACGCUUUAGCUUUUACAUGGACAAUUUUGAGAGGCUUGUGUGUGAACUUGAAGGAUCGACUAUUUUGGACCAAGUCUUUCUGCCUAUCACCAAACUCAUGCCCGGCCUUAGGAAGAUGGGCCUCACAUAUGAGAUGCUUCUUGGGGAGUACGUAGACUGCUGCUACUUUGUAGGAGAAAUUCAGAUUGCUCAGAACAAUCAAACCACAGCACCUAAAAACCUUCAUUGGUUUCAUCGAGACGAGCCCUUUGAACAUGAGUGGGACGGCGCUGAGGAUUGGAUCCAUAUGAGACUGGGGAGCUUCGCCAGGAAGACAUUUGACUCGACGUAUGAAGUUAUACGUUGA
This is a messenger RNA of Penicillium griseofulvum, 747 nucleotides long. RefSeq lists its product as uncharacterized. Bases 1 to 747 code for a protein of 248 amino acids. The record is from RefSeq and is a predicted model, not a curated record. NCBI's taxonomy places the organism in Eukaryota, Fungi, Ascomycota, Eurotiomycetes, Eurotiales, Aspergillaceae. The transcript has 2 exons.